GCUUACUGUGGAAUCUCUUAUGUUGGUCCCAUUCAGGCCGCCCAGCAAAUCAUUGAACUUCAGGAAGCUGCACAAAUAAAUGCAGGUUUACAGCCGACCAACCUGGGAAGGAACAACAGCCUGCAUGACAUGAAGACCGUGGUGAAGACCUGGAGGAACAGGCUGCCCAUUGUCUCUGACGACUUGUCCCACUGGAGCAGCGUCUUCAUGUGGCGGCAGCAUCAUUACCAGGGUAAACCUACCUGGUCCGGCAUGCAUUCAUCAUCUAUUGUAACUGCGUAUGAAAAUAGUUCUCAGCAUGAUCCAAGUUCCAAUAAUGCUAUGCUUGGGGUUCAUGCGUCAGCUUCAGCAAUCAUCCAGUAUGGAAAAAUUGCCCGAAAACAAGGACUGGUCAAUGUAGCUCUGGAUAUAUUAAGCCGUAUUCAUACUAUUCCAACUGUUCCUAUUGUGGAUUGCUUCCAGAAGAUUCGACAGCAAGUCAAGUGCUAUCUCCAACUGGCAGGAGUCAUGGGGAAAAACGAGUGUAUGCAGGUAGAGUGCCAGCAGGGCCUGGUGCCUGUCCCUGUGCCCAGCAGGUCCAGUAAAGAAGGAUGGGAGUGUCCCCAUGGAAACUCCUGGUUCAGAUAACAGGGAAGGAGGGUUAGAACUUUGUACAAAUACAGCCAUAGUAGGGGGAAACAGU
Miniopterus natalensis is the source of this 682-nucleotide messenger RNA. The record is from RefSeq and is a predicted model, not a curated record. Lineage: Eukaryota; Metazoa; Chordata; Mammalia; Chiroptera; Miniopteridae.